AUGCAUGUGUUUCAAGUGUGUGAUACAUUUAAAAGUGUGGAUGCCCUUGAGGCUUUGUAUUGUACUUUUGUAGCUGUACGCCAAGAGGAUGAAAGUGUCAAGAAACCCGGAGGGGAAGACACAGCCAGCGGUACUGGCAGAGAUGCUGUGGUGCAAGUUACUACCAAGGGUGUUGUGGUAGUCGGGUGGUGGCAGCACAUGAGGUGUGGCACCUUCGCAAACGCCGUAGUAGUGACGGUGGUGGUAGUGGAAGCCUCCACUACUUGUGUUGUGACUGGAGCAGUCAGAUGCAUUAGUAAAAACUGCAGCACUGGAGUUCCCACUAGACCCAGAGAACACCAUACCAUCAAGAGUGAAAAGUCAACUGCCAAGAAGAGAAUCAGAACGACGGAAUCAUCAUCUGUAUCCGGGCACUGUGACAUUCUUACAGCCAUUGAAACCCGACUUUCUUUACUCAAUAUGACUUUUAUGAAGUAUGUUGAUUGCCAGAUGUGCUGCUUUAUACCGGGAAAGGUCAUUGAUGAGAUAUAUCGGGUUCUGAGAGUAGUUCAGAAUAAUAAAACAUUACCAAGAUCCCAUGAAAUCCUAACAGAAUUAAGGGACAUAUCCAGCAUGGCAAUGGAGCACUUUGAAGAGAAAAUCAUUAAGACUCUCAAACCUGCAUCCAUACCAUCCCCGUCCAGAAGUUUUACACUGACGUCAACAAUGCCUUUAUCAUCGCUCACUUCUGAAUUGACUUCAUUUGCUGGAAACUCUCCAUCAAGUUCAUCUGGAAAUUCGCUGAGCAAACCACAUCUUACACCACAGUAUCUUAUGGCCUCAAACAAGAGUGUUGUUAGUGGUCUAAAGAAAGACAUCUCCGAUUUAAAGUCAAAGAUUCAUGAUUUACGGCGGAAAGUAAGUGAACAGGAACGUGUUGCCUUGGAACAGAACCGCAUCUUGUCAGAACAAACAACCAAGUUAAUCAGUCAAGAGGCAAAGCAAAAUGAGCUUAAUCGGAAGCUUCUCGAAUAUGAACAGAGAUUUACAGAGCUAUUUGCGGAAAUAGCUCGUUUGAAGGAGGAUUCUGGCAGUGGAGCUAGUAGUGGUUUGAAUUGGCAAGCAAACAACAAGAAUAACAAGUUUUAUGUAUCACACACAGUUACCAGCACUCCAGCCUUGGGUUCACUUUUUGUUGCAGGAAGUGUGAUGCAGCCAAAUUUGGUUCCACUGAAUCUUGCAGCUGCGCAGAUGUCACCAUCACCAUAUUUAGCAUCAUCACAGUUGGGUGCUUACUCUUCAAGUGGCCUAGCAUUUACAAUGGAUCCUGGUACUCAUGUGUCAUCCUCUUCAGCUGUCUACUCUACCUCUUCUCUAACUUCAAGUGGAUCUCAAGCAGACUCUACUCAUGCAACAUACAGUGAGAAUUCGCCAUCAACAUCAGGACAAAAUGCAGGGGAUAGAGCGGACAAAGAGGAAGACAAUACAGAAAUGAGGCCACCAAAGUCUCCUGUAAAAAAACGUAGCAAGAGGAAGCCAAGAGAAAAUUCAGACAUGCGUUUUAAUGUGUUCAAGAAGAGAAGAAUGGAUGAAAAAUAGCUUUCCUUCAUAAUUUAUUAUUGAAAUGAAGUAUGUUGCGUGUUUAUUAUAUAAAUAAAAAAUAUGUUACUGACAUAUAUUUUAGAGUUAUUAUUACAAGUAUUCUGUAUGAUAUAUAACCAUACAUUUAUGACAUUGAACACUUUUCCAGUUUUUAGGAAUUGAUAUAUGCCUUCUAUACAGCUCAUUACAGUAGAAAAUGUAAAAAAAUUAACAUUUUAUCAAUAAGAAUAAAACAUAUUUUUACUGGCAGUAACAGUAGAUCAGUUAGACAUACUGUUCAUAUGAGGGUAUUUUUGUAACCUGUAUAUUGUAUUGAUUGUACCUGUUAUAAUACUAACAUAGCUAUACAGGUGAGACUUUUGUAAAAAGUUGUACCUUAAUGUAAAGAUUGUAAUUGUUUAGAAUACAGUAGUUAAGUUUAGAUUCAGAAUGAAUCAUUAUUGUAUUUGUAAACUAUUGUGAAUAUGAAAAUAUUUAUAUUCAUUUAUUUGUUACGAUUGUAAAUGUUGUGGUAUGAAUGUGAUGCAAGUAUCUUGUCAGCAGAGGCACAAGUGUAUGGCUGGGAUUAAAAUAAUAUCCCUUAACACAUUGGAAAAAAUGUACAUACUUUGUUUUAUACUUUAAGUUGGUAGCUCAGGAUUGAUCCCUGAGAACCAGCCCGAGAAGAGUCUACUUAAGACUCAGA
Molecule: messenger RNA, 2266 nt
Organism: Macrobrachium nipponense
Lineage: Eukaryota; Metazoa; Arthropoda; Malacostraca; Decapoda; Palaemonidae
Exons: 7
Coding region: 1-1578 (525 amino acids)
Biological process (GO): protein polyubiquitination
Source: RefSeq, a predicted model, not a curated record